Messenger RNA from Sipha flava (yellow sugarcane aphid), 1929 nucleotides. RefSeq names its product metallophosphoesterase 1 (gene PGAP5). The record is from RefSeq and is a predicted model, not a curated record. Gene Ontology annotation, biological process: GPI anchor biosynthetic process. Bases 799 to 1929 code for a protein of 376 amino acids. Gene Ontology annotation, molecular function: hydrolase activity. Lineage: Eukaryota; Metazoa; Arthropoda; Insecta; Hemiptera; Aphididae. The transcript has 11 exons.
ACAUUUGUAAAAGGAAUGCUAGCGAAGCAAGUGGUACAUUUUUGGAGGCCCUUUUGAUUGGGGGUCCUAAAUUUCAGUUCUCGGUAAUAUUAAAUAUCCCUAUCUGACGCUGUACCUAUGUCAUGAGUUUGGAUGGUUUAUAAUAUAUUUUGUUGAAGUUGGUUUUAUUGAUUUUGAUUAUUUGCGUGGACAUUUUUAUACGUCGCCCAAUGAAAAUCCCUUAAAAUAUUUACUAUGUACUACGUAGGUAUAUCUUUUUCCCAUCAGUAAUUCUGGAUGAAUACAUUUAAUUUAAGGCAUUAAUUUAAUCCAGUGGCGUGUCGAGAUAAAAAUGUUUUUGAUGCCAAUUGCAAAGUCUAGAUUACCACCCACCCACCCAUAUUUAAAUUCAUCUCAUUCAGAACUCAUACAUCAAUAUUUCUCUACCUAAAUAUAUAGGUACGAUAAUUAUGUGAUUUACAUAUUAUUAUCCAACAACCACCCACCCCUUUUUAACUUGAUGCCUGGGUAUCAUUUAGACCUAUAUUCGGCACGCCACUGAUUUAAUCUACAGCUUAACAGUAAAAAAAUUAAAAAUACUGACGAAAAGCGAAAAAAAUUUAUAUUCACUCUUUCGAGUGUUCGUUCGAGUGUGUUGAUAUCGAUGUUAUCUUUGGCGAGGAAUUACGACCACGAUACUAACAAUAUCAAGUUCACUGAUAAGUUUCUCGCUCAUUUCUAUCCGUUGUUAGGUUCAAGAAUUUCCACCGGCGUUACAGUUUGUUUACAAUAACGAUAGUGAUCUUGAGGAUUUUAAAAAUGAAAACAUUUUUUCGAUUUAUACUGUGCAUCAUAGCCCUAAUAAUCUAUUGCGAAUACGUUAUAUACUACCUAGUGUUGAUACAAUGCAAUUGGCCUUCAUAUAACAACACAAAAUCAGAACAACCUGUUAAAGUAAUGUUUGUAGCUGAUACACAUUUACUUGGUAAAAGAAAAGGACAUUGGCUUGAUAAAAUGAGACGCGAAUGGGAGAUGAGUCGUGCUUUUCAAACUGCUAUAAAGAUACAUAAACCAGAGCUUAUUUUUAUCUUAGGAGAUUUAUUUGAUGAAGGAUUAUGGAGCAGUGAAGCAGAUUUUAAUUCUUAUGUCAAAACAUUUAAAUAUUUAUUUUCAGUCCCACAAGGAAUAGAAUUAUAUGCUGUAGUUGGUAAUCAUGAUAUUGGAUUUCAUUAUAGUAUAAUUCCACAACUUGAAAAGAGAUUUAAUAAUGCAUUUAAUUCUAGUUCUGUACAACUGAUAAGUAAACGUAAUGUACAUUUUGUAUUAAUAAACAGUAUGGCUAUGGAAAUGGAUGGAUGUUUUUUAUGUUAUACUGCAAAAUUAAAACUAAAACAAAUUUCCAACCAGUUAAAAUGUAUUGAAAAGGGAAUUGCGUGUUCAAAAAACAUGAUGCUCGAUGGAAGUUACAGUAAACCAAUAUUGUUACAACACUUUCCUUUGUACAGAAAAAAUGAUAUCGCUUGCAACGAAUUGGACUCGGCCCCGAUAAAAGAAAAAGAAACACCAUUUCGUGAAGGUUGGGAUUGUCUACGGAAAGAUGCAACAGAAAUGUUGUUGAAAAUUAUAAAACCUCGCGUGGUGUUUGGUGGUCAUACACAUCACGGGUGCCAUUUGAAACAUGAAAAUGGAAUACAUGAAUAUAGUAUUUCUUCAUUUAAUUGGAGAAAUAAAUAUAAUCCUAGUUAUAUGCUUGCAUUAUUUACAGCAGACACUUAUUCCGUUGAAACUUGCCACAUGCCUCGAGAAUAUACUAUUUUCCUUAUUUACUUAAUUAUGAUUAUAGUUAUGCUAUUUAAAUUAUUAAAAAAUGAAAUAAAAAUUGCACGCAUAAAUAUUUUACGAUUUAUUAACCAUAAGUUUAAAUUAAAAUAUUUCACAACAAAAAAUUAA